CGGAAGCGGAGCGGGCGCAACCCGCAUAUAACAUCCGAACCCUGCAUUUUAGAAUAUACCGUUGCAGGAGAAGGGUUGUUUCAUGAUACCGCCACUGCAGGUUAACUUCAAUUGUCAGGAUGUUUGAGUGUGUUUAGUAACCCUGCUUUUUCUGUCUCGAUAGUCAUUGGUUCCCCGUCAGCAAGUGUGCAGUUUGCCCCUUAACGGGUAUACUUGAUUCGGAUAACAGACAGCAAUGCAGCACAAUAUAAAAAGAUACAGUGAGCUCACUUCCAUCUCAAUUCACACUCACAAACAUCAAAAUGUCUACCGUCUUAGUCUCAGGAGCCACCGGUUUUAUUGCUCAACACAUUAUCAAGCAAUUGCUUGAAAAGAAGUACAAGGUCAUUGGUACCGUCAGAACGGAUGCAAAAGGUCAACACUUGACCAAGAAUUUCAAUAAUCCUAAUUUUCUGUAUGUUUUAGUUUCAAACCUCGCUACACCUGGUGGUUUUGAUGAAGUUUUCCAACAGCACCCAGAAAUUGAAUACUUCCUUCAUACUGCUUCACCAUUCACCUUGAGCGAUGACAACGUUGAAGAAAACCUUUUGAAGCCGGCACUUGCAGGAACCAAGGAAGCUUUGACCUCCGCCCACGCCUACGGUAAGAACCUUAAAAAGCUUGUGGUUACCUCAUCAUAUGCUGCUAUGGGUUGGACGUAUCUCGUUGACAAGUCCAUUCCAGAUGAUGUCUACAUUGACGAAGCUAGCUGGACCGAUAUCCCAUGGGAUGUUGCUGCAAAAAGCGAUGGGUUAACUGCUUACAUUGCUUCCAAAGCCCAUGCUGAAAGGGAAGUUUGGAACUUCAAGGAAAGAGAAACCCCAAAUUUUGAUCUUGCUGUUGUUAAUCCAACCUACGUUUAUGGCCCACAAGCUUUCGAUAGCGAUGUCACUGAACAUAUGGGUGAAACCUCCGAAAUCAUCAACCGUAUUAUCAAGUUGCAACCAGGUGAAACCCCUCAUAGAGACAGAGGUUUGUGUAUCGAUGUAAGAGAUGUUGCUGGUGCUCAUAUUAUUGCUAUGGAAAGAGACGAAUGUACCGAUAAGAGACUUCUUCUUUUCAACGCUGCAUUCUCUGAGCAAAACUUCCUCGACCUAGUGCACAAAUUCUACCCGGAACAAUUUAAGAAUGUUCCAAUCGGUGACCCAAAAACUACUCAGGCAACCCUUACCAAGACUUUCUGGGGUGAUAUCCACAAUGAGAAGACCAGGGAGAUCUUGAAGCAAGACUGGUAUUCCCAUGAGAAAAGUGUCAAGGAUAUACUUGAGCAAAUUAUCAGGGUCAGAGGCCUUUAAAGUGUUUGGCUACUUUGUUUCCUUUUUUUUAUUAUGAAUAAAAAUUAAUCAGAA
This is a messenger RNA of Suhomyces tanzawaensis NRRL Y-17324, 1388 nucleotides long. Its product is annotated as NAD(P)-binding protein. Gene Ontology annotation, molecular function: oxidoreductase activity, acting on the CH-OH group of donors, NAD or NADP as acceptor. The transcript has a single exon. Bases 303 to 1334 code for a protein of 343 amino acids. The record is from RefSeq and is a predicted model, not a curated record. Lineage: Eukaryota; Fungi; Ascomycota; Pichiomycetes; Serinales; Debaryomycetaceae.